Molecule: messenger RNA, 1520 nt
Organism: Neofelis nebulosa (Clouded leopard)
Lineage: Eukaryota; Metazoa; Chordata; Mammalia; Carnivora; Felidae
Product: arylacetamide deacetylase-like 2
Exons: 8
Coding region: 325-1395 (356 amino acids)
Cellular component (GO): membrane
Molecular function (GO): carboxylic ester hydrolase activity
Source: RefSeq, a predicted model, not a curated record
GCGCCUUCCCGCUUCUCCUCAGCCACCCCGCGGGAGAAGCGGCCCACGCCCUCCAGAGCCACGGUGGAACUAGAAGCCCAGAGAAAGGGAAGUUCUAGUUCACUUUUCUGGAUCUUUUCUGGACAAGAACAUAUCAAGGACUGCUAUCAAACCCUUUCUUCCUGUAUCUCAGACCAACAGGUAGGAGAAAGAGCCACUUUCUGGAAGGACAUAAGUCUUGGAGAUCUUAGAGAAACAGAAAUAAUUCUAUAUUUGUGCUGGUAACUUUGGACUACCUCUAGAAUUCCCUCAUAACCACCCAACUUAGAUCCACUCUUUGUUGAAAUGGCUACGUUAUUGGAAAAUAUGGGUCUUAUUGGAUAUACGGAAUUAUUUUCCAUGUUACUGAAAUUGGACCAAACAGUACUAAUUUCAGAUGAAAACAUUACAGUGAUGGAUACAAAGUUUACUGACAUUCCAGUAUGUUUGUACUUGCCAAAGAAGAAGUCAGAAAGCCAGAGACGGGCUGUAAUUUUUAUUCAUGGUGGUGCCUUUGUUAUGGGAAGUUGCAGGCAGAUGGCUUAUGACUUCCUGAAUAGAUGGACAGCAAAUAAACUUGGUGCUGUUGUUGUGGGAAUAGACUAUAGGCUAGCUCCUCAAUAUCAAUUUCCUGUUCCCCUUGAAGAUGUCAUUUCUGUGGUCAGAUUCUUUCUACAGGAUAACAUUCUUGCAAAAUAUGGAGUGGAUCCUUCCCGAAUCUGUAUUUCAGGUGAUAGUUCUGGGGGUACAUUGGCAGCAAAAGUUACUCAACUGGUACAAAAUGAUCCAGAAUUCAAAAAUAAAAUUAAGGCACAAGCUUUAAUUUACCCUGGCUUGCAGGCGGUGGAUGUUUUAAUGCCCUCUCACCGACAAAAUGAGCAUGGUCCGAUUCUGUCAAGGGAUAUGGCAAUUAAAAUGGGAUGCCUGCACUUGACCAAGGAUAAAGCACUGCCCCAAGCAGUGAGAGAAAAUCAACAUAUGCCCCAUGGAUCAAGACAUCUGUUCAAGUUGGUUAACUGGAGUACUCUUCUUCCUGAAAAAUAUAGAAGGAAUCACAUAUAUACUGAACCAAUUAUUGGGAAGCUUAACUCUUCGUAUCCAGUACUUUUGGAUAGCAGGUUAUCACCCUUGUUAGCCACUGAUUCCCAAUUAGAAAAAUUGCCACUAACUUAUAUCAUCACCUGUGAACAUGAUAUCCUAAGAGAUGAUGGACUUAUAUACGUCUCACGACUUCGAAAUGCUGCAGUUAACGUUUCUCAUGACCACAUAGAGGAUGGGAUCCAUGGAGCACUUUUUUUCAUGACAACACCAUUUUACUUACGUGUAGGCAUUAGAAUAAGUGAUAAAUAUAUUAAUUGGCUUGAAGAAAAUCUAUAAAUAGUACAUGUAGCUAGCUAAUUAUUUAUUUAGUAAUAUAAUCCAAAGGUUAUAUUUGAAAGUUUGUGACUUUAAGGAACAGAACAAUGAUAUUCUUUUUGAAUAAAUGUAAGUUUAAAAGCAAA